This is a messenger RNA of Betta splendens (Siamese fighting fish), 3354 nucleotides long. RefSeq names its product protein starmaker-like. The record is from RefSeq and is a predicted model, not a curated record. Bases 163 to 2658 code for a protein of 831 amino acids. Lineage: Eukaryota; Metazoa; Chordata; Actinopteri; Anabantiformes; Osphronemidae. The transcript is spliced from 16 exons.
UCUGCAGUGUACGCCACUAAUUUACCUGCUCAACUCAUCUGCUUUGCCAGAAAUGCUAGAAAUACUAGGAAUUACAUCAUUCAAUUAGAGGAAGGACAUUUGGUUGCUUUAACUUCAGCCCUGGAGUGAAAGUUCAGCCUCAGCUGCACCUGCGAGUCAAAAAUGACUCGUCUGUAUUUCGUCCUCUGUCUCCUUUGCAGCUGCUCAGUUUAUGGACAGUCUCCUACAUUUGGACUAAUGGGACUGAAGGUCAACUUAAAGCCACACUUUAAUGGCACUAAACAACUGGACGAAAUCCUGUGGAAGUAUAAUGGUAACAAAGUGGUGGGGUUUGAUGGUAUAAAGCAGCAGGAGUUCGGUCUGUUUGAAAACCGGGUCUCCCUUGACCGGAUUUCUGCAGAACUGAGUAUCACAGGCCUCAGAUUGGACGACAGUGGAGUAUAUGAAUUAGACGUUUACACAGACAAAGUGUUGAAACGGCAAACAUUGAAUUUGGUGGUUUUAGAAAAGCUUGCCAAACCAAACAUAAAAUGUGAGACGAGCAACGAUGGAGAAGAGGCAACGUUGACCUGCUCGGUGGAGUCCAUACAAUGUCAGUACUUAAUGUAUGAGUGGAUCUCACAUGGCACUGGUCAAAGGCUGACAGUACCACUAAGUGAUAAAAGUAAAGAAUAUACCUGUAUAGUGAGAAACCGUCUGAGCAAUGCAACAGCCACAGUCACUGCCAAAACCUGCCACCCUGAUGAAGGUGUCUCUGCACUGACCAUAAGCCUGAUUGUUGCAGUCGUCCUAUUAGUAGCAGCCAUAGCAGUCGUUGUAGACAUCAUAUGCCGCAAGAGACAUAAUAAAGCAUGUUUCAAAAAAGAUGUGGAAAAAACAGAUGACAACGGUUUGAAAAAUGAGACAAAACACAAUGAGGAAAGAACAAGUCUUAUUCACAGAACACUAACUGUUCCCUCUGAUCAGCGACUUGGUGGUGAGCUCCUGUACAACAAUAACACAACUAGUGACCUAGAGAGAAGUGACACACGAAACACAGAGCUGUGCAAACAUGAGAUUCUAGUAAGAGGGUCUGUGAGAAAACAGGUUCAAGAGUUUGAAAAGAAAUCUCAUAUAAGAAAUCUAUUCCAUGGCACUGCAACAGAUUCACCUAGAAAGUCGUCUUGUGAAAGUUCAAACAGCAGCAACAAAGGUGAAGCAGAUGCAGAACAACUGGAUACUUCACAUUCUGACCAGGAAGCUGAACCUGUUAAAAAACAACCUUCUUGUGAGGGUCCAGACGAUGUUCCCAGCAACGAGAAGAGUGAUGCAGAUGCAGAACAUCAGGAUCCUUCACAUUCUGACCAGGAAGUUGAGCCAGGUGGGGAUUUCACUGCUUUGAAUGCAGAGGCACCUGCUGCUCCCUCUGCUCAGCAACCUGUCAGUCCGUCCCACAAUGAUACUAAUAAGACAUCUACAUGUGAUGAUAAUAAAAAUAAUCAAACUGGCAAAGUUGAAGGCCAAAGUCAGAUGCCAUCAGAAGGAAAUGUCCAAGAACUUGUUUCAAAUUUUGUAAACAACCCAGACAAUCAAACAGAUACGAAACAGUCUUUUUGUGCAGAGACAAAACAACUAGAUCCUUUACAUCCUGAGCAGAGAAAUGAAGCAGGGUCUGUGAGACAAAAGGUUCAAGAGUUUAAAAAAAAUCCUCAUAUUAGGAAUCUGUUUCUAGGCACAGCAACAGGUUUGAAUAAUGAGGCACCUCAGAAUAAACACAUCAACCCCCUCAGUGAACCUGCUGCUCCAACUGCUCAGCAACCUGUCAAUCUGUCCCACGAUGAUACUAAUAUGACAUCUACAUGUGAUGAACCUUAUAAUAAAAAUGAUCAAACUGGAAAAGAAGAUGGUCAAAGUCAGAUGCCACCAGAAGGAAUUGUCCACAAACGUGUUUUAGAAUUUGAAUAUAUCCCAGACAAUCAAACAGAUCAACAAAAGCAGCUCCAUAAAGAUGGGGGUGAAGAACCUCCUGCAAAGGAAACAGUCAGAUAUCUGGGCACGCGGUUUCCAGCUGUGGGAACCAAGGAUACUACUGAACACAAUGAAGGUGCAGACUCUGAUCAGGUGACAGACGAAACUAAAGCGGAAAAUGUUGAACUGUCUGAAUGUGAGAAAAACAACGAUCCAAAUAAAAAAAGUCAAAUAAGAAAAGCAGUUUCUGAUCAAACUGAAUCAGACAAUAAUCAGUCUCAGAGACCUCCAAACCCAGAAAAACCAGACCAGAGCAACUCACUACAGGAGUCUCCAGAUGCCACACAUUCUGACUUAGAUCAACAAACACAAGAUAAGGUGGAGUGUGAUUCACCCAAGUGUGAGGAGCAGUCAGACAACAACACAACUGUCAGCAAGGAAAACAAUGGUAAAGAGGAAGGAGACACUGAUGACAAUGAAGGCCAAUGCAGUGGAAAAGAAAAGCAGCCAGACAAGGAGAGUGAUGAUGAAGAAGAUACAGAAGAGACGAUGUUAGAAGAACAGUCUGCUAAAGAGAGUGAGAGUAAAGACACAGAAGAGAUAGGGUUACAACAGUCAGAUAAAGAGAGUGAUGAUGAGGAGACAAGGUUAGAAGAGUCAGAUGAAGAUGGUAAUGAUGAAGAUACAGAACAGAAGAUGUUAGUAAAAUAAGUGUUAUACCGUUAUAAUAAUGAUAACAAUAAAUAAUGUUAGCGCAGCAUAACAUUUAACAUUUAUAGUUUGUUUCAUUACAUUUAAUGAUGAUGCAUAAAUGUGUCAGCUAAUGAUGCUUUGUUUAAUUAAGCUUUAUUUAACAGCACUCGUCUGGUAAAGCUCAUCUUCUCUACCUGUAUUAAAGACACUACAGUGGAACUAACUUCUGUCCUGGAAAGAUACUGAGUUAUUAGUAUAUUAUAUACAGUCAUUGACAACUUCAUUAGACAGAACUGCUUUUACCAGGUUGCCAGUUUUACAGAAAUCACAGUGGUUGCAGGUUCUAAUGUUUCUGGGCCCCACAUUUAAAAUGAAGGAAGGGUGAUAAUAGACCAUCCCAUAAUUUAAUGCACUCCAGGACAACUGUGAUCUUUGUAGUAAACAUGUGGAUAUAAACAUGUAGUCAAACCACCUGUCUAACUUCCUGUAGAGGUGUCUUACUAAAACGGUCAGGGAGGGUAAAACAUUUAUCAGAACCUGUUUUAUGCACUUAUAAUAAGAAUUUCAUUCCUGCUAACCAGCUGCUGUAACUAUUCACUUUAAUCACACUACAGCUUCUACUUUUGUGUUUGUUUUCUGUUAUUUUGCUGUGGACAGCGUUUUAAAAGGCACUAAUGUCACUGUAAACAAAGCGCUAAAGGCAUCAAUAAUAAG